UUCAUUUAUUCUCUAGAAUCCGAACAGGCUUGUCUUGGAAUUUCUAGAGCCUUUGGCAAAACUUUUCUACAGAAUAUAUAUGUAUAAUUUGACAAACUCAAGCUAGCGCAAAAGAAAAUUGUCUUGUUUCUACAUGGACAAAACAAACAUGGACAAAAUAUUGAUCAGCAUUCCACUAAUUUUAGGAUUCUUUGGUGUAAUACAGAUAAACGCUCAAACACCUUGCACGCCGGUGGAUGUCACGGUGCUGGAGGUAAAUUAUGUUGGAUGGGCAGGAGGAAAAAUGCACUACACGAAUCUUGGAAAUCUUGGAAUGUCGUACUGGGACGCGAUAGAAUUUUGUCUCUGCCACGGAAUGGAACCAACCUUAAUUAAAGGACCCGACGUGGAUGUGAUGUUGUACAAUUUUCUCCAGCGGCUAUCGGGAAACUCGACUUAUAAUACUCGCCCCUUCUGGCUAAGCCUGAACGAUAACGAUCGAGAAGGAACCUUUCGCUGGUACCAGAAUUCCACCCUUUUACAAGGCUACACAAACUGGGCACCAAACUCGCCAGUCAUUGACCCACAAGGUGGUCCUCACGUCAACUGCGUCUCCGAUCAGCAGUACACAGGUAGACAAACUUGUGUCUGGAUUAACGUUCCAUGUGACACGACUUGUUGGCGACCACUUUGUCAACGCUAGGGAAAAUGCAAAAUUUGCAAAAAAAUAUUUUAAAUUAUUUUAAAACAACAAUAAUUAAGCUAUGUCUUUUACCUAUUUUGAGAAAUAUUUGUAAAAUAUUGACAAAGUGAAAAGGAAUUAUUUCUUUUCUAAAAUCUUACCAUCCAUACUUAUGAAUAAAUCUCACAAUAUAAAAUUAUGGUAAUUUCAUAUUUCGAAAAAAUUCCUCAAAUUUUUGUAAACUCAAAAUACGACGGUUAUGAAAAUCGAAGUUAUACAUACGUAUGUGUGUACAUAAGUACAUUAAAAUUCAAUUGUCUGGGAUAAGUGUGUGAAAUAUUUUCAACUUUAUUUGUCCAAAAUAUUUAAAAUGUCUUCAAUUUCCAUGGAAAAUAAAGAACUUUUUGUUCACUGUAAAA
Folsomia candida is the source of this 1080-nucleotide messenger RNA. RefSeq lists its product as uncharacterized. The transcript has 5 exons. The record is from RefSeq and is a predicted model, not a curated record. Bases 134 to 682 code for a protein of 182 amino acids. Lineage: Eukaryota; Metazoa; Arthropoda; Collembola; Entomobryomorpha; Isotomidae.